AUGGCUCACAAUUACGGACUCUUGUGCCUCGAGAACCCCCUCCUGGACAUCCAGGCCGAGGGCGACGAUGCCUUGCUCCAGCAGUACGGGCUGAAGGCCAACGACGCCAUCUUGGCGGAAGAGAAGCAUCUGACGCUCUACGAAGAGCUGAUCCAGAACCGCAAAGCCAAGUUGAUUCCGGGUGGUGCGGCGCAGAACACUGCAAGAGGAGCGCAAUACAUGCUCCCCGAAAACUCCGUCGUCUACUUCGGCUGCGUGGGCAAGGACAAGUACGCACAGACGUUGGAAGAGGCGAACAAGAAGGCCGGCUUGUCGACCAUGUACCGCUACGAUGAGGAGCAGCCGACUGGCCGGUGUGGUGUCAUCAUCACCGGCAAGGACCGCAGCAUGUGCACGGACUUGGCGGCGGCGAACCACUACAAGAUUGAGCAUUUGAAAGAGAACUGGAAGACGGUGCAGAACAGCCAGAUCUACUAUGUGGGAGGCUACCAUUUGACGGUCUGCGUGCCGGCCGUUUUGGCGUUGGCGGAGGAGGCGGCGAAGGAGAACAAGAUCUUUGCUCUGGGUCUGUCGGCACCCUUCAUUCCUCAGUUCUUCAAGGACCCCCUGGACGAGACCGCUCCGUACUGGGACUACAUUGUCGGCAACGAGACCGAGGCCAUGUCGUAUGCCGACUCGCACGAUCUCAACACCCACGACAUCCCCACCAUCGCCAAGCACCUCGCGAACCUGCCGAAGAAGAACGAGAAGCGCAAGAGGAUAGCGAUCAUCACGCAAGGCACCGACCCCACCAUCAUUGCGGUGCAGGGGGAGAAGGAGGUCAAGACGUUCCCUGUGCACAAGAUCAGCGCCGAGGAGAUCUACGACACCAACGGCGCUGGUGAUGCAUUCCUCGGCGGUUUCCUGGCCGGCGUGGUGAAGGGAGAGAGUCUGGAGUCGAGCGUGGAUAUGGGGCAGUGGUUGGCUGCUCAGGGCUUGAGGGAGCUGGGACCUUCCUACCCCUCCCCGAAGAAGACGUACACCAAGUCUUAG
Messenger RNA from Neohortaea acidophila, 1032 nucleotides. Its product is annotated as Ribokinase-like protein. The transcript is spliced from 5 exons. Gene Ontology annotation, molecular function: adenosine kinase activity. Gene Ontology annotation, biological process: purine ribonucleoside salvage. Bases 1 to 1032 code for a protein of 343 amino acids. Lineage: Eukaryota; Fungi; Ascomycota; Dothideomycetes; Mycosphaerellales; Teratosphaeriaceae. Gene Ontology annotation, cellular component: nucleus; cytosol. The record is from RefSeq and is a predicted model, not a curated record.